Phytophthora sojae is the source of this 339-nucleotide messenger RNA. RefSeq lists its product as hypothetical. The record is from RefSeq and is a predicted model, not a curated record. Bases 1 to 339 code for a protein of 112 amino acids. The transcript has 2 exons. Lineage: Eukaryota; Oomycota; Peronosporomycetes; Peronosporales; Peronosporaceae.
AUGGAGCGUCACCACAGCGGACGUGCAGAAGUGCUCUCCGCUCCCGGUGGAGGUGAGAAGGGCCGGUGUGACGACACUGCGGGCUUCCUGGAGCGCGAAGUGGGGCUGGACGUGGCUGCGUGCCUCAAAGCUGGCGACGUGGACGCAGAGAGUCGCUGCCUCGGUCGGAGGAAACGUGCAGCUGGAGCAGGCGGUGCAGCAGGUAGCGCUCUUACAGGAGCGGCUGCGACAGAGUUGUGCAAGGUGGUUUGUGGGGCGGCUACGCAGUGGCGACGGCUUGCUGCAGCCCCGCGUGGUGUGUGUGCACGCCUAGCUACGACAAAGGAGGACCAUGCAUGA